GGGUGGGGCGGCCAGGCGGCGCUUCCUUUGCGCGUCACGCACGGAGGUCCCCCUGGGAGGCUGGUGGUUUGAACAUGUCGCGCCUGCAGCGUGUUGCCGCGCGGGAUCCGCGGGCGGGUUUCAGGGCAGAGAGGACAGACAGCAGUACUUCUGUCCCCCAGGGGCUGUUAAAGUCGGCGAGGAAGAGCGGCCAGUUAAACUUGUCUGGUAGGAACCUCAGUGAAGUUCCUCCGUGUGUGUGGAGGGUCAACGUGGAUGUCCCCGAGGAGGCAAAACAGAAUCUUUCCUUCAGCGCUGCCGAGCGGUGGUGGGAACAGACGGAUCUCACCAAGCUCAUCCUCUCCAACAAUAAACUCCAGUCGCUCUCUGAGGACCUUGGCCUCCUGCCUGCGCUGACCGUUCUCGAUAUACAUGAUAAUCAGCUCACAUCCCUUCCUUCUGCAAUAAGAGAGCUAGAAAAUCUUCAAAAGCUCAAUAUCAGCCACAAUAAACUGAAAAUGCUCCCUGAAGAAAUUGCAAAUCUAAAAAACCUGAAGGGCUUCUAUCUCCAGCAUAAUGAACUAACGUGCUUACCAGAGGGAUUUGAGCAACUUUCCAGUUUAGAAGAUUUAGAUCUUUCAAACAAUCGUCUUACAGCCGUUCCUGGUAGUUUUUCUUCUCUACCCAAUCUGAUGCGACUCAAUCUUUCCAGUAACCAACUGAAGAGUUUGCCGGCAGAAAUAAGUAGAAUGAAAAAAUUAAAGCAUUUGGAUUGCAAUUCAAAUCUCUUGGAAACUGUACCUCCUGAAUUGGCUGGCAUGGAAUCUCUAGAAUUGCUUUAUUUGCGAAGGAAUAAAUUACGUUUUCUACCAGAAUUUCCUUCUUGUAGACUAUUGAAGGAAUUGCAUGUAGGUGAAAACCAGAUUGAAAUGUUAGGGGCAGAACACCUUAAGCAUCUGAAUUCUAUCCUUGUGCUAGACCUGAGGGAUAACAAGUUAAAAUCUGUUCCAGAUGAAAUUACACUACUACAGUCUUUGGAAAGGCUUGACCUAAGCAACAAUGAUAUUAGUAGUUUGCCCUAUUCAUUGGGAAACCUCCAUUUGAAAUUCCUGGCACUAGAAGGAAACCCUUUGAGGACCAUUCGAAGAGAAAUUAUAAAUAAAGGAACUCAAGAAGUCCUCAAAUACCUACGCAGCAAAAUCACAGAUGAUGGACCUAGGCAAAGUGACAGUUUUCCUGAGACCACAGCCAUGACACUACCGAGCGAGUCCAGGGUCAAUGUACACGCCAUCGUCACACUAAAAAUACUGGACUAUAGUGAUAAGCAAGCAGCUUUGAUUCCUGACGAAGUAUUUGAUGCAGUAAAAGGCAAUGUCGUCACUUCUGUUAACUUCAGUAAGAAUCAGCUACAGGAAAUUCCAAAAAGAAUUGUGGAGCUGAAGGAGAUGGUCUCUGACGUCAAUCUCAGUUUUAAUAAGCUCUCGCUUGUGUCCUUGGAGUUAUGCAUGCUUCAGAAAUUGACUUUUGUAGAUCUCAGGAACAAUUUUUUACAUUCUUUGCCUGAAGAAAUGAAGUCAUUGAUAAGACUCCAAACGAUCAAUCUCUCCUUUAAUAGGUUCAAAGUUCUGCCGGAAGUUCUGUAUGAUAUCCCCGCGCUGGAGACAAUUCUGAUCAGUAACAAUCAGGUUGGGUCUCUGAGCCCUCAGAAAAUAAAGGUGAUGGAAAACCUGAUGACGCUGGACCUUCAGAAUAACGACCUUCUACAAGUUCCACCAGAGCUUGGGAAUUGUGUGAGCUUGAGAACAUUGCUGCUUGAUGGAAACCCAUUCCGCGUCCCUCGAGCAGCCAUACUGACGAAGGGAACAGCUGCGAUCCUGGAAUACCUGAGGGACCGAAUUCCCGCUUAGACUGAGAUACGUCUAGCCUCGGUCAGGUUAGCGCUUAGAGGGUGCAUUGUUUUGUUCCAGUACCGUCCUAGAAGCGAUGGCCAUCGCCGGUCCUGCAGUCCCCAGGGUCACCUGGCAUCGGAACUGGCCUGGGCUGUCCUCACUGCCGCUAGUCGUUUCACAGUUACUUACCAUUUCUCUGAGCGCUGCUGUGUCUGGACAGUGCCGACACCCACGCGGAGUCACGAAGUGUUCUCCCAGGGCUUCUCCUGCUCGUUUUCCUUCCCUUAGCGUCAUACACACUUUCCUCAAGAGUAAAGCUUUGCUCAAUAUGAUUUAACAUUUUAUAAUAAGACGUUUUUGUAUAACUGGAUUUUUUCCCCUUGUUUUCUUUUUGUAUUCUAUUUACUGUGACCAAUUGUCUUGGAUAUGACUAGCCAAUUUAUACCUUUCAUUAGAUAUAAAAUAAAAAUCAGAUUUAUUGAAUAUUGUUCUUUGACAUUUUAAAGAAUAAGACUUUUGUUACCCAUGGUAAGAUUUUUAUGAUGUAUCCGGUCUCAGUAGAAGUUUUCAAUUAACAUUGCCUGGUUUUUAUUUUAACCUAGUUGACAUGUUUCUUUUCUAGGGACAGAAAUAGGUCUUUUCUCUAUCUUAGAAAAUCAUUUCAUCAAGGUCGCUGAUUUCACAGAAGUGCUUCUCAAGAUGUAGCAGUUGAAGGAAAAAUGAAAGUAUUACUGUGACUGCUGCCAAAGGUGUAGUUAUCAGAGGAAAAGGGAGCGUCCUGUUGUGACUGCUGCCGCAGAAGCAGUGGUACUUCCGCUUUUCCUCAGAAACUCCGCUAACACUUGACGGUUUGUUUUAAAUAAUGUCUUCAUGUUUUCACAUGGUGGUGCAACACUUUUGCCUUCAUGAGAAGUAGAGGUUAGAUCUGCGCAUUUCCCCCUCAGUCAGAGCUUCAGCAUUUAAAUGUCUUUGUCCCUUGAUAAAGAAAAAUAUUGAAGACCUUCCUUUAUGAAUUCUACAGAAAACUAUAACACAUAGCAUUUAGCAACCUUAACGUGUGUUUUGUUUUAGUACUUAUUGGACAAGUAUUUGCAUACUUCAUGAGCCUGUGGGUGUGUUUUGAUGCAACCUUGUGUAUCAUUUUCAUUUCCAGCACUUUAAUCUUAAAAUUUGUUUGCUGUGCUGAGAAGACCAACAGCCAUGCAAUAAUUUUCUAAAAGGGAAUUUAACAUGGAUAAACUUGAUUUAAUAAAAGGCAAAUAUAACCAGUUCUGUUUACACUGAAAUUAUCAGGAGUAGGUCAGUCUGUCAUUGUGACACCUACAGCUUGUCCCAAGUACCCAAUUCAGUAGCGUGUGUAUCAGUAGAUAGAUGUGAUUUAGAUAGCUAUGGGGUGACUGACGCAUGUUUAAAUUAUGAAAAACAUCAUUGCUAAUGAAGAUGGAUACUACAUGUUGAUAAUAAAAAACAUUUUUCAAACAUCAA
Molecule: messenger RNA, 3353 nt
Organism: Chinchilla lanigera (long-tailed chinchilla)
Lineage: Eukaryota; Metazoa; Chordata; Mammalia; Rodentia; Chinchillidae
Gene: Lrrc40
Product: leucine rich repeat containing 40
Exons: 15
Coding region: 75-1886 (603 amino acids)
Molecular function (GO): protein binding
Source: RefSeq, a predicted model, not a curated record